Messenger RNA from Juglans regia (Persian walnut), 1212 nucleotides. RefSeq lists its product as uncharacterized. The record is from RefSeq and is a predicted model, not a curated record. The transcript has a single exon. NCBI's taxonomy places the organism in Eukaryota, Viridiplantae, Streptophyta, Magnoliopsida, Fagales, Juglandaceae. Gene Ontology annotation, molecular function: DNA binding. The coding region runs from base 1 to 1212 and encodes 403 amino acids.
AUGUCUAGUUGUCAAUCAACCAGUGGUAUGACUUCAACUCCAACACUUGCUCCUAUAAGAUCAGAAGAUCCAGCAUGGGCACAUGCACGUGCUGUGCCAGGGGCAAGAAAUAAUACUGAAUGUUUAUAUUGUAAUAAAGUAAUUAGAGGCGGCGAGAUCACUCGGUUGAAGCAUCAUCUAGCUGGAAUUCCAGGCGAUGUAGAAGCAUGUAAAAAGGUGUCUAAAGAUAUAAAAUGGCAAAUGAAGGAGUUGCUUGAUGAAAUGAAAAAAAGCAAAGAGAAGAAAAUGAGAAUAAGGUCAAAGAUUGGAGGCGAUAUAAAUUUAACAUUUGAUGAUAUUGAUGAUAGUAAUAGUAUGGAGGGACAGUCUCAGCUUUCAAAAGGUAAGGGGAAGUCGAAAGAAUCUGGAACUGGAGAGUCAGUGGGGGGAUUGAGUAAAUUUUUUGCUCCAAGAACAACUCUUGGAGCCCAACCUUCAAUUAAGAGUUCUAUGUGUUCAAAUGAGAUGAUUGUAAAAGUAAAGAUGGUUGUAGCACGCUGGUGGUAUGAUUCUAAUCUGCCUUUCCAUGUUGCUCAAUCUAAGUUUUAUCAACCAGCUAUCGAUGCCCUGACUGCCAUCGGGCCAGGAUUCAAGGGCCCAUCUUUAUAUGAAUUGAGAGGAAAUUUAUUAAAGAUGGUUGUGGAUGAAGUUCAAGAUUAUUUGCAACAAAUUAAGAAGGUUUGGAAUGAGACCGGUUGUUCACUAAUGGUAGAUGGUUGGAUAGACCAGAAGCAACAAUCAAUAAUCAACUUUCUAGUUUAUUGUCCGAAAUGUACAAUAUUUUUUAAGUCUGUUGAUACAUCUGGCCUUAGAAAAAAUGUUGAAACAUUGUUUAAUAUCUUUGAUGAGGUUGUUCAAGUAAUUGGAGCUGAGAAUCUUGUGCAGUUCAUAACGGACAAUGAUGCAAGUUAUAAAGCUGCAGGAAAAAAGUUACAACAGAAGUAUGGCUCUUUCUACUGGUCCCCAUGUGCAGCUCAUUACAUAGACUUAAUGUUGGAGAAUUUUUAUGAUCCAAGAUAUUUUCCCCUUAUUGAUGAUACCAUAAAAAAGGCAAAAAAGAUAACAAAGUUCAUCUAUAACCAUGGUUGGGUUUUGGCAUUGAUGAGAAAAGACUUUACCAAAGGUCAAGAUUGUGUCGUCCUGCAGUUACAAGGUCUGCGACAAAUUUUUUAG